Molecule: messenger RNA, 1698 nt
Organism: Phyllostomus discolor (pale spear-nosed bat)
Lineage: Eukaryota; Metazoa; Chordata; Mammalia; Chiroptera; Phyllostomidae
Gene: RLBP1
Product: retinaldehyde binding protein 1
Exons: 7
Coding region: 172-1125 (317 amino acids)
Cellular component (GO): membrane
Molecular function (GO): phosphatidylinositol bisphosphate binding
Source: RefSeq, a predicted model, not a curated record
CUGCGGUGCCCGAGAGAGUUUGAGACCCAUUGCUCUGAGACGGCAUCGGGAGCCCCCUACACUGCUGCAGCCCUGACUUCCUCUCUGGGGGAAGGGGACGCCUGAACAGGCCAGGACCGAGGAGGGGGGCCUGCUUUCUCCAAGGACAAGGACUCGGUCUCCUAGAGCAGCAUGUCCGAGGGGGCGGGCACCUUCCGCGUGGUCCCUGAAGAGGAGCAGGAGCUCCGGGGCCGGCUGGAGCGGCUUACAACCAAGGACCACGGGCCUGUCUUUGGCCCGUGCAGCGAGCUGCCCCCCCACACCUUGCAGAAGGCCAAGGACGAGCUGAACGAGAGGGAGGAGUCUAGGGAGGAGGCGGUGCGCGAGCUGCGGGAGCUGGUGCGGCAGCAGGCGGCCUCGGGGCAGGAGCUGGCCUGCGCGGUGGCGGAGAAGGUGCAAGGCCGGGACAGCGCCUUCUUCCUGCGCUUCAUCCGCGCGCGGAAGUUUGACGUGGGGCGCGCCUACGAGCUGCUCAGAGGCUACGUGCACUUCCGGCGGCAGCACCCUGAGCUCUUCGACGGCCUAUCCCUGGAGGCGGUCCGCUGCACCAUUGAGGCCGGCUACCCCGGGGUCCUGUCCAGUCGGGACAAGUACGGCCGAGUGGUCAUGCUCUUCAACAUCGAGAACUGGGACUGCGAAGAGAUCACCUUUGACGAGAUCUUGCAGGCCUAUUGUUUCAUCCUGGAGAAGCUGCUGGAGAACGAGGAGACUCAGAUUAACGGCUUCUGCAUUGUGGAGAACUUCAAGGGCUUCACCGUGCAGCAGGCUGCCGGGCUGCGGGCUGCAGACCUCAGGAAGAUGGUGGACAUGCUCCAGGAUUCCUUCCCAGCCCGGUUCAAAGCCAUCCACUUCAUCCACCAGCCGUGGUACUUCACCACGACCUACAACGUGGUGCGGCCCUUCUUGAAGAGCAAGAUGCUCCAGAGGGUCUUCGUCCACGGAGAUGACCUCUCCGGCUUCUUCCAGGAGAUUGACAGGGACAUCCUGCCCACUGACUUUGGGGGCACGCUGCCCAAGUACGACGGCAGGGUCCUUGCUGAGCAGCUCUUUGGCCCCCGGGCCCAAGCCGAGAGCACUGCCUUCUGAGGACGCCGCCUGCCACCCACCCCGCAGUCAGCAUCCCUGGGCCUCUCCCCGGCUGUCCUGGACCCAGAAAGCUGGACAAGGGCUGCGUGGGGUGACUGAGGUUCCCCUGACCCUCCUUAAGCUUGGCUGGGCUUAGGAGGACCCUCCUCCUAAGUUUGGGGGCAGUAAGGCGGGGGAAUUCACUUGAGCCAGAAGAACCGGGAGCAGUUCCAUUCCUACGGAUUUUGAGGCUUUAGGACACUGGCUUGUGUGAGGUUGUUUCAAAGACCCCAAGUCUCUUAGUGAUUUGAUUUCCUUCCUAACGGGGUUUUGCUACUUAGAGUCUGUGAGCACAGGCAAGGAGGGAACCUAGGAGCACAUGAUUUGGCAGGCACCAGUGCCUCGGCAGCUCCAUCCUGCGGUGGCCCAGUUCCCCCCCCGCCCCCCCCAGGUCAGGCGCAGUCUGAUGUGUGUGCAGCGAUGAUGGCCAGGACCCUGGGCCUCCUUCCAGGGUGGCGCUGUGUCCCCUCCUUCUGUCUGUGGGGUCUCUCCACCAGACGCGCUGUCCUCCAGGCCCGCUGCCUCACGGGCAGU